This is a messenger RNA of Aspergillus eucalypticola CBS 122712, 801 nucleotides long. RefSeq lists its product as uncharacterized. The record is from RefSeq and is a predicted model, not a curated record. The transcript is spliced from 4 exons. Lineage: Eukaryota; Fungi; Ascomycota; Eurotiomycetes; Eurotiales; Aspergillaceae. The coding region runs from base 1 to 801 and encodes 266 amino acids.
AUGUAUAUACACCAAAUUCCACAAAGAAAGCGAUUGGAAAGCUGCCGACAAUUAGAGUACACUCGAAGCUAUACUCAUAGCAAUCUAACUUUCUACCGAGAUGAAAGCCUUCCGCAUUUUAUCGCAGCCCUGCUUUGUGUUUCGGGUUUCCACCAUGUCAUUGCUCUUCCUGUAACCGAUUCUUCGGUCCUACAACCGCGCUCCAAUAUCGGAGACACAAAGAACAAUCCAAUCCGAGCAGAGGUUGAGAUCCGCGGAGAGGAUGCUCUGUCUUACGAUGUUGACUGCUGGGCCAUGCUAUGCAAUGGGAAGCCUGCAGUAAUGCAAAAGGUGAGCCAAAGGACAGCCGACAAGAACCGACAGGUAAAGUUCGGCAGUGCGGCCAAGAAACAACCAUUCGCAAACCGAGCCAAGUAUGGGAUACAAGCCAGCCCUGCAACAAGUGCCUGGGCGGAUCAUCAGCCCUGGAAAUCUGCGGAGGAAUUUACUUUUGCAUCAACUGCUGAUGGUGGGAAAAAUGCAAUCCUGGUCGGAGUCACGGACAACUCGCAGGAAGAGCAGAAACACCCCUUGCAUACCUUAUACCAUGCAAACCAAACUCGGGCAUAUAACGAGACCUCGAAAAGCUCAGUAAGGUCGUGGUUCGAGAUUACGAGGCCGUACUGCAAGGCAUACAAUGCCAAAGACAUGAAAGUCUGCAGUGCGAGCACCAAGGUCAUUGGUAACUGGGAGUUUGAUGUGGCCGAGUAUGCUCACAUUUACAACCACCUGAAAAAGAAGUUUGAAUAUGUGGGGAGAUGA